UGAUCAACUGCCAGCGCAUGCCAUGGAACUGUGCGCCAAGAAGCACCCCCCAGAGGAGGAAAGGAGGGUGAAAGCGAAUGCCCGGGAGUAUAAUGAAAAGUUCCAGUAUGCGAGUAACUGCAUCAAGACGUCCAAGUACAACAUGGUCACCUUCCUUCCCAUCAACCUCUUCGAGCAGUUCCAGGAAGUGGCCAACACCUACUUCCUCUUCCUCCUCAUCCUCCAGCUGAUCCCGCAGAUCUCCUCCCUCUCCUGGUUCACCACCAUAGUGCCUUUGGUUCUCGUGCUCACCAUUACGGCGGUCAAGGAUGCCACCGACGAUUAUUUUCGCCACAAGAGUGACAACCAGGUGAACAAUCGCCAGUCUCAAGUGUUGAUCAAUGGGAUCCUCCAGCAGGAGCAGUGGAUGAACGUUCGCGUCGGUGACAUCAUCAAGUUGGAGAACAACCAGUUUGUGGCAGCUGACCUGCUCCUCCUGUCCAGCAGUGAACCUCACGGCCUUUGUUAUAUCGAGACUGCUGAGCUAGACGGAGAAACCAACAUGAAGGUGAGGCAGGCCAUCCCCCUGACGUCGGAGCUGAGCGACACCAGCAAACUGGCGCACUUUGAUGGAGAGGUGAUCUGCGAGCCCCCCAACAAUAAACUGGACAAGUUCAGCGGGACCCUGUACUGGAAGGAGAGCAAGCACCCGCUCAGCAACCAGAACAUGCUUCUGCGCGGCUGCGUCCUUCGCAAUACGGAGUGGUGUUUCGGGCUGGUCAUCUUUGCAGGUCCGGACACCAAACUGAUGCAGAACAGCGGGCGCACGAAAUUCAAGAGGACUAGUAUUGAUCGUUUAAUGAACACCCUGGUGCUUUGGAUCUUCGGCUUCCUGGUGUGCAUGGGCGUGAUCCUGGCCAUCGGCAACUCCAUCUGGGAGUACGAGGUGGGCGCCUGCUUCCAGAUCUACCUGCCCUGGGACGAGGCGGUCGACAGUGCCUUCUUCUCUGGCUUCCUCUCCUUCUGGUCGUACAUCAUCAUCCUCAACACCGUGGUCCCCAUCUCGCUUUACGUCAGUGUGGAGGUGAUCCGUCUCGGGCACAGCUACUUCAUCAACUGGGACAAGAAGAUGUACUGUGCGAAGCGCUGCACGCCGGCCGAGGCACGGACCACCACCCUGAACGAGGAGCUGGGGCAGGUGGAGUACAUCUUCUCGGACAAGACGGGGACCCUCACCCAGAACAUCAUGGUCUUCAGCAAGUGCUCGGUGAACAAGCGGAGCUACGGUGAUGUCUUGGAUGUUCUGGGGUACAAAGCAGAGCUUGGAGAGAAAACGGAACCCGUCGAUUUCUCUUUCAACCCUCUGGCCGACCCCAACUUCAUGUUCUGGGACACUGGUCUCUUGGAGGCAGUCAAGCUGGGAGACCCGCACGUCCACGAGUUCUUCCGCCUGCUCUCCCUCUGCCACACGGUCAUGUCCGAGGAGAAGAACCCAGGGGAACUGUAUUACAAAGCCCAGUCUCCGGACGAAGGUGCCUUGGUGACCGCCGCCCGCAAUUUCGGUUUCGUGUUCCGCUCCCGCACCCCCAAGACGAUCACGGUGCAGGAGCUGGGGCGGCCCGUGACCUACCAGCUCCUGGCCAUCCUGGACUUCAACAACGUCCGAAAGCGCAUGUCCGUCAUUGUGCGGAACCACGAGGGGCAGAUCCGUCUGUACUGCAAGGGAGCCGACACCAUCUUGCUCGAGCGGCUUCACCCCGGCAACCAGGAGCUGUACAACGUCACCACUGACCAUCUGAAUGAAUACGCCGGCGAGGGUCUCCGAACGUUGGUGCUGGCCUAUCGCGACCUGGAGGAAAGCUACUAUGCCAGUUGGGCUGAACGGCUGCAUCGGGCCAGUAUGACCAGCGAGGGCCGUGAGGAGAGGGUGGCCCGGUUGUACGAGGAAGUGGAGAACGACAUGGUGCUCCUGGGAGCCACCGCCAUCGAGGACAAGUUACAGCAGGGAGUUCCAGAGACCAUCGCCCUUCUCACGCUAGCAAACAUCAAGAUCUGGGUCUUGACCGGAGAUAAGCAGGAAACGGCCGUGAACAUUGGCUACUCCUGCAAGAUGCUGACGGACGAGAUGACCGAGGUGUUCAUCAUCACAGGGCACACGGUUCUGGAGGUGCGGCAAGAGUUGCGGAAGGCCCGAGAGAAGAUGCUGGACUCCUCGCGGUCCGUGGGAAACGGGUUCGCCUACCCGGAGAAAGUGUCUGCCUCGAAACUGACCUCGGUGCUGGAGGCAGUGGCCGGAGAGUAUGCCCUGGUCAUCAAUGGGCACAGCCUGGCGCACGCCCUGGAGGCCGACAUGGAGCUGGAGUUCCUGGAGACGGCCUGUGCCUGCAAAGCCGUCAUCUGCUGCCGCGUCACCCCCCUGCAGAAGGCCCAGGUGGUGGAGCUGGUCAAGAAGUACAAGAAGGCCGUCACCCUGGCCAUUGGGGACGGGGCCAACGACGUCAGCAUGAUCAAGACCGCCCACAUCGGUGUUGGCAUCAGCGGCCAGGAGGGCAUCCAAGCGGUGCUGGCCUCGGACUACUCCUUCUCGCAGUUCAAGUUCCUGCAGCGCCUCCUGCUGGUCCACGGGCGCUGGUCCUACCUGCGCAUGUGCAAGUUCCUCUGCUACUUCUUCUACAAGAACUUUGCCUUCACCAUGGUGCACUUCUGGUUCGGCUUCUUCUGCGGGUUCUCCGCCCAGACCGUCUACGAUCAGUAUUUCAUCACACUGUACAACAUUGUCUACACCUCGCUGCCUGUGCUCGCCAUGGGUGUCUUUGACCAGGACGUGCCUGAACAUCGCAGUCUGGAGUACCCCAAGCUGUACGAACCGGGGCAGCUGAACCUCCUCUUCAACAAGCGGGAGUUCUUCAUCUGCAUCGCGCAGGGCAUCUACACUUCCGUCUUCAUGUUCUUCAUCCCCUACGGGGUCUUCAGCGACAACGCCCACCUCGCCGACUACCAGUCCUUCGCGGUCACCGUGGCCACCUCCCUCGUCAUCGUCGUCAGUGUGCAGAUCGGGCUGGACACAGGAUUCUGGACCGCCAUCAAUCAUUUCUUCAUCUGGGGCAGCCUGGCUGUUUACUUUGCCAUCCUGUUCGCCAUGCACAGUGACGGCCUCUUCCAGCUCUUCCCCAACCAGUUCCGUUUUGUUGGCAAUGCCCAGAACACGCUCGCCCAGCCUGCCGUCUGGCUGACAAUUGCCCUCACCACCGUCAUCUGCAUUAUGCCCGUGGUGGCGUUCCGUUUCCUCAAGUUGGAUCUGAAACCGGAGCUGUCGGAUACGGUGCGCUAUACUCAGCUGGUACGGAAAAAGCAGAAGACCCAACACCGCUGCAUGGGCCGGGUCGGGCGCGUCGGCUCACGGCGCUCCGGCUAUGCCUUUUCCCACCAGGAGGGCUUCGGCGAGCUCAUCAUGUCCGGCAAGAACAUGCGGCUCAGCUCCUUGGCCCUAUCCAGCUUCAGUGGCCGUCCCAGCACCAGCUGGAUCGAGACCCUGCGGAAGAAGAAGAGUGCGGGCGGAGACGGCAGCGCCGCCAGCAGCCCGAGUGGUGGAGGGCUGGACAGAACCCUGAAGGUGUGAGGAGCCCGAGAUGGUCCCGACCGGACAAACACAAGCAGGGCGGACAGGCGGCCUCGGGGGCGAGAGGUCGCUCGCGGGCCGGAAACGGGCCACCGCUGCUGGUUGCCGUGGAGACGCGGAACCUUCCAGAUGGAUCUUUGGUGUUGACCCGAGACCCACUGGGCCCUCGUCGUAUUAACCAAAAAACCAUAUCCGGCUGCCAGUGUAUUGUGGCACACCCAGCUGACUCGGUGGGACAGGUGGCUGUAACUCCCACCGCGCCCCCCCCAAAACAGAGGACAGACGCUCUUGACUGUUGCGUCAAAAGGGGUCUUUUUCAUCCAGUACUAUCUGCCCGCUCCAGGAGCGCGACGUUUUCCUCUGCGAACCACACACGAAUGUAUCCGGCGAGAGACGCAAGAAAGAUGGUCUCAGAGUGGGCUGGAGCCUCACUGCGAGAUGCCGGGGAGAGGUCCACCACCCCACCCGUUCUGCCCACCUCCCUGUCUCCUCACCGUGACACACGUGUCUUUUUAAAAAAUAUACAUAUAUAAACUAAAGAACAAUCUAAGUUUACAACGAGAAGACUUUUUAUUUUCUAUCCUCCGUUGGCACCAGAAGUUCUCAGCGGGUGUCCUUGGGCGACGAGCAGGGGCAUUUUAAGGAAUGAGACGGAGCCGUCGCAACACAGGAGACCCCGGCGUCGGCUCGGCCAGUGGUAGACCGGCGAAGCCCACCGAGGAAGACUUCGGUCUCGGAUGUGCGUGAAGAAGCGAGAUGCCCAGCUCCUCGGCAUAUGGAUAUCUUCUUUUAGCGGGGAGAGCCGGGGCUUCGGAAGAACAUCGGGCAGAUUCUGCCCUCUCGUCUCAUCCCGCCCUCCCCCACCCCCCCGUCUCAAACCCUGUGACCGCUUACCGGGGCAGGAGAAGGUUUCAAAGAAUUUUAUUUUUAUAUCAUGUCAAACUUUUGGCUUGCAAGGAGCCGCCUCCUGUUAGUCCUUCCUCCUUUCCCCGACGAUCCCGGCCAAUGUCACGCGUCACUGUUGGAGGCACGGGGCGAAGGCAGACCUGUUGAACACAGCAGAGCAAAGGAGAUUUGAGAUCAGUGUUGACCUUUUAGGAUCAAGCCCCCUUUCCCCGUGCUACAGCCUCCCUGCAGUCCCUCCCUAGUUUGUUUCCACAGCUGGCUGUCCGGGGCGAUGCCCUGCCCCUUACAGCAUUCCUGGUCCCCCUUCUCCACUGCCCCCCCCGACUCGAUUGUGUUGCUCUUUUGCUACCUUAGAGACGACCCUGUUGGUUUUUCAGCACAAACAGGCCCCGUGACAGUCGCUCAAACCCCUCUAUGUCUCGCUAUCCUGCCGUCCACCACAUUGUCCCCAUUCCCCAGCUGGGCUGUAAUUCCAGCAGGGUAGCCAGAUACAUUCGUUUACAGCAAAAUUGAAUAGGACGCCUAAUUGACAGGGGUUACCUUUCAUUCCUUGUCCUCCGGGUGUGUCCGGGAUGGGAUGGGGAAACAUGUCCCAAGACACAUCACGCCAUUUUUGCUGUCUUUCGCCCUGUAAGGCAGAAGAGAGCUGUGUCGCUUGGUUCCCCGUCCAUGAGCCUCUUCCUUCACCUCCGUUCCGAAGCCACAAUCUCGGCUGACGUUGGCUUUCGAGCAGAGGUCGAUCCUGGCAUCAUCUCUCUACCAGCUUCCCCUGCCCAUCGAUCAGUCGCCUCAUCGUCGCUGUCGUAGGCCUUGAUCCUGAACCCCCUUUUCCUCCUCGUUCUUCCCGAGGGCCUUCAGGGGGUCCUUCCAGCCUCUCUGCUCAACUCAGCCGUGCGGUGGAACGAGGGCCGAGUACCCACGGCAGUCUCUCGAGCACUUACAGCCAGCCUCUGGCUCGUGCUGCUGCAAAGUGGGGGAGGUCUCUGAGUUGAUCAGAGAGUGGCCGUCGGGGUAACCCGUCCCCUAGAACAGGGUGCUGAAUGUGGCAAGUUGACACGUCGACGGUUCCGUCGAAUCACUCGCAAGAGAAGCUCAGGGACAUACAGAUCUGUUGACGAAGCGGAGCCCGGUUGUCUCUUUGACUCGUCGUUCCUCCUGUCCUUUUGGCCCUCGUGGUGCAAAGGUAACAUUGGGUCGUCGAGGAGGAGGAGCCUAUGCUACGACUCGUCCUCCCUCCCCAGUGUUAUCCCUUCCAGAGACCGGGACUCGGGGGAAAAGAAACCGCAGUAGGAUUACCCCCCGCACACCCCUUUCCUGGACUUUCCGAUAUUACCCUUGGGGCGAGAGAUGUGCCGCAACCGUUCCCCUUCCGGAAGGGGUCUCUUCGGUAGUCAGGCUUCGCGUUCCAGCUUGGGAAAUCUCCCCCCUCUUCUGGGUUUCCAUUCUCUCUACUUCCCGGCAAAAGGCCGUAGAACUGGGCCCAGGGAAGGGCGGUGGGGCCUUCAUAAAGUUUCAUUGGGCCCGUUGUCCUCCUUGCACGAGGGGGCUGUGGACUCGCGCUCUUCCCCGCCAUCACACACACACACACACACACACGCGUGAGCCCACGUCUCCCCUCCCCCUUAAAAACAAACAAACGAAAACGAGUGGUUUUGAAAACGGAGUUCUCCUUCGGUUCAUUCCCCACCAGGCUGGUCUUGCGAUUACAGACCUCUGGGUGGCGCAUGGAGCCUGCACGUGAUUGCGUCAUGGGCCGCUCCACCACCACGCUAGGAGGCUCCCCGAAAUCAUUGCACACAAAGCGGGCAGGGAAGAACGUUUUCCCCUAGCUCAGAUGCACAUCCUGCCUCCUAGAGAGAAUUCUCGGUGGCCGAGUUUCCAAAUCGCUCCCUCGUCAACGAGACAGUCGUAACUGUCAGCCAGGUCCCUAGCUACAGCGGGGCCUUACGGGGCUCGCCCCCCCGACUUACCCCCAAGGCCCCAUGACUUCCCAUCCAGCCCAGC
Messenger RNA from Gekko japonicus, 6508 nucleotides. It is a transcript of the gene ATP8B2, whose product is annotated as ATPase, aminophospholipid transporter, class I, type 8B, member 2. The record is from RefSeq and is a predicted model, not a curated record. Lineage: Eukaryota; Metazoa; Chordata; Lepidosauria; Squamata; Gekkonidae. Gene Ontology annotation, biological process: Golgi organization; phospholipid translocation. The coding region runs from base 23 to 3598 and encodes 1191 amino acids. Gene Ontology annotation, molecular function: ATPase-coupled intramembrane lipid carrier activity; ATP binding; magnesium ion binding. The transcript is spliced from 27 exons. Gene Ontology annotation, cellular component: plasma membrane.